Tilletiopsis washingtonensis is the source of this 156-nucleotide messenger RNA. RefSeq lists its product as hypothetical. The annotation marks the transcript as partial. NCBI's taxonomy places the organism in Eukaryota, Fungi, Basidiomycota, Exobasidiomycetes, Entylomatales. The record is from RefSeq and is a predicted model, not a curated record. The transcript has a single exon.
UUCCGCUGCCAGUACGCCGGCUGCCCGGCGCGCUUCCAGCGCAACCACGAUCUCAAGCGCCACCAGCGUGGGCAUCUGGCCACGCGGCCGUUUGCAUGCAGCUGCGGCAAGAGCUUCAGCCGCAAGGAUGCGCUGAAGCGACACAUGCUUGUCAAG